This is a messenger RNA of Cyprinodon variegatus (sheepshead minnow), 3080 nucleotides long. It is a transcript of the gene vash2, whose product is annotated as vasohibin 2. NCBI's taxonomy places the organism in Eukaryota, Metazoa, Chordata, Actinopteri, Cyprinodontiformes, Cyprinodontidae. Gene Ontology annotation, biological process: regulation of angiogenesis. The transcript has 9 exons. The record is from RefSeq and is a predicted model, not a curated record. Bases 299 to 1405 code for a protein of 368 amino acids. Gene Ontology annotation, cellular component: cytoplasm.
GGAGCGAGAGAGGACGGCAGAGGAGCUGCGUUAUCUCAAUCAUGUAACGGAAACACUAAGCCUUGUAUUAUGGUGAAUUCUAAUUUUUCGCAUGGACAGUGGAUACCGAGGUGCUUUAGAGCCUGCUAAAGGCAGGAAAUGCACAAAGGAGAAGGCAAGGCAGCGGCCCCUGCAGCGUACUGAGACCAAAGAUAGAGGAGCGCUGUCAAGUCUGCCUGCACAGGAUCAGCAUGGACUGCCUGAGCAGCAGGAGGAAGCUGCUAUAGCUGGCUGGGAAUAGGCCCCGCUCCCCGGGUCCAUGACAGGACCCAACUCCCCAAGCCGGACCGGCACCUCCCCAGCCAAGCUCAGCAGGCACGGCCGGUCCAAGAGCACCAGCGCGCACUGUCUCCUGCGCUGCGGGACCCGGGAGGAAUCCUCCACCUCUCCUCCCAACCAUUCCCCCGAGGAGGAGGAAGAGGAGAAGGAUGGGGGGGUUCUGUUCUACGUUAACCGGAGCGGUUUUCCCAUUGAGAGCGUCACCUGGGAGAGGAUGUGGUCCCAUGUGGCUGCUGUGCACCCAGAGGGCCAGGAGAUGGUGAACAGGAUACGGAACGCUGCAUACCUGCCAAAGCAUCCCGUCCCCUCCAUUCCAACCUUCAAACCAUCCAUGUCCGUCCCUGAUUGGUUGGUGGCCGUCCAGAACUACAUGAAGGCUCUGCAAUACAACCACACUGGAACCCAGUUCUUUGAGAUCAAGAAGAGCCGACCUCUGUGCGGGUUGAUGGAAACAGCAAGAGAAAUGAUCAGGGAGUCUCUACCCAUCAAAUGCCUGGAGGCCGUCAUCCUGGGAGUCUACCUGACCAACGGGCUCACGUCUCUCGAGCGAUUCCCCAUCAGCUUUAAGACCCAGUUUUCAGGUCACUGCUUUCAUCACGUGGUUCUUGGCGUCUACUGCAACGGUCGCUAUGGAUCCCUGGGCAUGAGCCGCCGCCAGGACCUGAUGGACAAACCUCUGACUCACCGAACACUGGGAGAACUGGUGGCCGAGUUCGAGAACUCUUACAAAAGAUACCAGCACACUUUGAAGAAGGUGAAGAUUGGCUUGUACGUGCCUCAUGACCCCCAUGUCUUUCAGCCAAUCGAGUGGAAGUAUUUGGUGCUGAAUGCGGCCCGGCUCGGAGCUCAGGAGAUGAGGAAGGAUCUGGAAAAGCAUGGCCGGGACAUGAGGAUGAAGAUCCUAAAAUCCUCCAGUGCUCAGUCGCCAAUCAAGGAGCGCAGCCGAGGAAAGUCGCUGUCACCACGGCGACGGCAGAGCAGCCCUCAGCGACGGAGCGUGCACCGCAGAGACAAAUCGCCAGCCUCAGUGGAGAGGAAACCUCUGGAGCUCAGCACCCUCAGCGACGGUUACCAGAUCCGCAUCUGAUGCCCCCACCCCCCCAUCCAUCCUUUUCUCAGCCAAGGGUCUAUAACUGCCACCAGGUGGAAGUAACCUGGUGCAAACAGCACAGUUACACCGAUUAUAGGAUUCUAACCACACUUAGUCACUUCUUAAAGGGGAGGUGUUCAAGGCUCACUCAACACUAUAAAAAAACUAAUUUCUUUUUCCUGGAUUUCACAAGUUCCUAAAGCUUCCUGUGAGUUUUCCACCAUGAUGGAUGAUUUGUUAUCAGAUUUAAACUAUUGCUUCAGCAGAACGACCAAAAAUGUAAAGAUUUAGCAAAGCUCAGAGAUGAAGCGGUCAGAUGAGGAAAUCCAAAGCUGCUCUGAGCGAACGGCGGUCCAGAUGAUGCGGCUCAGGCCGCAUCGGAACAACUGCAAAGGCAAUCUAGAACAAAAUAGGAGGAGGAAGAAGAAAAGAGGGACGAUAGCAUCAGAGCACAGAGGGUUUCAUCUUCACCUCCUGCAAAAAUAAGGAAAAAAAAAACAAGCUUUCUAUGUUCAACCCCAACAUGUUUACAUCCUCAGACCUUUAAAAGUUCUUCAUGUGAGUCAAAAGUGGAUAAAAUCCUCUCAGACAUCCUGACUAAUGCUGCAGAAAACAAAUAACAGCAGCAGCAAACCCACAGACUGCUGGGAUAUAGAAGGAAUCUGCUGCAGAGAAACAGGAAGUGACACGUCUUUAAUUAAAGCCUUAUUAGGGCGUAAGGGUCAGCGCCUUUUUAACUCGCCCAUUUAGAACACAUGGAACCGUAUCCCUUCUGUUUCAAUUUAAAGAUCAUUACAGGUUUAGAUCCUCUGGAAGGAGGAUGUUGGCUGUUUGGAUUCUUCUGCCUUUCAUCAGCAGAUAAGGAAACCUGUAAUCAAAUGUUUUUCUGUAUUAUUUUACACCAAACAUGGAAAAUCUCUGUAUUUUUCCUCUCAAACGCCUCCUGUGUGACUUUAACCAGCAGCUCUUUGUCAGGAAAGUCUUGGGAAAAACUAAGUUAACUUAAACUACCAGCUUAUAGAAACACUUUCAGCAGAUCAGGUUCAUCUUUAUGAGCCACUGUUGGCUCAACAUGCCCUGAUCUUCACCCCGCCAACACCGUGCUUGGUGUUAUCUGCUGGGCUGUUUAGUUUUCUCUCCAUGCAUGUCGGUGAACUUGAACUUUAUGGCCAAUUAUUCCUGUUUUGGUCUGAUCUGAACGAUGAUUCUUGCUAACUGAAAGCCCUUCAGCCAUUUUGUUUUUAGAUGAAAAAGGCUUCGGCCUUUCAGAUUUAAAUCCAAGGAGCUCUUGGUUCUCUUAGCAUUUAAAAUUAGAUGCUGGUUUCUUAGAGACGCUACACUUCUCGGUAAUAUUGUUAAAUUAAAGACUUUUCCAAAGUCCUAAAUAAGUUUCCGGACAGAUAAGUAUUUUUCUGAGGUCGUUGUUGAUGACUUUCUGCUUUAGUGUUGAGUUAAAGCUACAGACUGCAGCUUUUAAAGGGGCUGAUGUUCAGCUUUGUUUCAUUAGAAGCUCCUGGCAGCUUUUAAAUCAGGCUGGUAGAAAAAGUAUGGAGGGAAUUUUGGAAAUUAUUUUGAAAAUAAAAGAUGUAAAAUGUACUCUAGAAAUGAAAACUUUGAAUAACUUCUUAAAAAUAAAGUUUUGGGUGAUAUUUAUGCUUUUUCUUAGAUUUUA